This is a messenger RNA of Carassius auratus (goldfish), 5503 nucleotides long. RefSeq names its product tetratricopeptide repeat domain 3 (gene ttc3). The record is from RefSeq and is a predicted model, not a curated record. The coding region runs from base 135 to 5333 and encodes 1732 amino acids. Lineage: Eukaryota; Metazoa; Chordata; Actinopteri; Cypriniformes; Cyprinidae. Gene Ontology annotation, molecular function: protein binding. The transcript is spliced from 46 exons.
AGACGACUGUGAUUUCGCGGGCGAACACUGGAGGGCGGGAGUGACGUGCUCGUGCUCGUGCUGCAGUUCACGCGCGAAAGAAACCAACGACAGAAACCAGGAAACAAUCAAACUGCGCUUUGCCCCAAAACAGGAUGUCAGACUCUGAAGACUCGGAUCUGGAGGAAGGACAGGAUGUGAUGCGACACCAAACCAAGAUUGUCUAUCAGGGUCAGUUCCCGUACAUCCACAUCGAGCCGCCCGACGUCAUCUACGAGCGCUGGAGCAGGAUCAAGCCCGAGGUGAAGAAGCACGUGGGUCAUCUGAUGCAUGUGUCUGUGUUCUGGUGGCCCAUCCUCCUGAGACAGCAGGACAAUCACCCCACCACCUUCUGGGCCGUGGAGAUGGGCUUCCUGGACUCCAAUGUGUCGAAUGAUCUGAGUCUGAAGAGGCUGAAGAAGAUCGAGAUCCUGGAAAGCAUUCUGGAUGCCAUGGAGAGAGGCCUGUCUCAGCCGGUCAUGGAGACGAAAGCCCGAGCCGUGGUGUCCCUGAGCAGAUUGUUUUCCAUGGAGGAAGAUUGUUUGGCUGAAGCCAUCGGCUGGCUGCUGGACUCCGGCGCUCCGGACAUCCGUAAGAAGCUGCUGGAUCUGGGAUCAGCGGAGAUCCGCUACCGGACGCUUUGCUUCAUCUUCAACGAAUACUCACGAUAUCUUCAGGUGACCUCAUGCAGUAAGAAGAAGGCCAUCCAGGAGCUGAAAACAGAGCCGGACCCGUGGACCUUUUCAAAAAGUGAAGAAAUGAAGAACAAAGGAAAUGAGCAGUUUCAGAAAAGGAAAUAUGAUCUGGCGUUGAAGUGGUACAGUAAAGCCAUUAAAUACCACCCGAGCAACCACAUCCUGUACGGGAACAGAGCGCUCUGCUACAUUCGCUCAGAGAAAUAUCUGAAAGCACUUGGAGACGGAAAGAGAGCCGUUAUAUUACAGCCAGACUGGGCCAAGGGUCACUACCGCUUCUGUGAUGCUCUGUUCUAUCUGGGGGAGCAUCAGAGAGCUCUGAGGGCCAACCGUGUGGCUCUGGACGCCUGCGGCGCGGACCCCGAGGGACAGAGAGACCUGCAGCAGCAGCACGAGCGCUUCCUGACGGAGCUGCAGGAGAGCACAGCAGAGAUCAAGACCAAGAAAACCCAAACCAAGAAAGCUUCUUCUAAAAGCAGAGGAGAUUCUUCAGCUCAUCAUCAGAGGAGCAGUCGUCAGCCUGAAGUCCUGGACACUUCGGCGUCUGACACCUGCAAAGACCAGGAUGACACUGCAGGGAAUUCAGGAGCUCGAGCACACGCUGACGGAGGAACUGACCGACUCAAAGACACAAAGAGUGAAAUGAGUCCACGAAAGACUAAGAAAGGCUCGUCCGGUGUCCCAGAGAAACCAGCGGUCCGGAGCAAACACACACCUGUCCUGGACAGACCGAGCCCUCCAGAGGAGGACGAGAGCUCGGCGGGGAGGAGGAAGCGCUUCUGUGCUGCUGUCCAGGAGGCUCACACGGCUCUGAGUGACCAGCGCUGCAGGAACGCUCAGCAGUCCUUCUCCGUGGCGCUCCGGAUCCUGGAGUCCAGCGGGACCUCGGAGCUGGGGUUGACGGAGCUGGAUAAAUCUGUUCUCAUGUAUGGAUAUGCAGUGGCCCUGCUGGAGAUCGGACAGCCUGAGGAACUGGAUGAAGCUCAGCGGUUGUUCACCAAAUUAGAGUCGUCAGAGAGGAAGUUUCAGUUGCUGGUGCAUUAUGGGAUGGGUAGAGUUUACCUGAAGGAGAACAGAUUUACUAAAGCUCUGGAGUGCUUCACUAACGCACAGCUGAUGAUCCAGAGACACAUCACACCUGGAAAACUCACCUGGCCAACCACCAAAACUACAGUAGAGGAAACACAGCCGGCCUGUCUGAAGGAACAUCUGAAGAACUUCAUAGAGGUGUGUAGGUUUCCUCCUAAAGCAGACGCGGUCUGCCGGUAUCAGCACUGCCUCUCUCACACGGUGGAGAUCUACUUCAGCGAUCCAGACUUUAAGGGCUUCAUCCAGCUGAUCUGCUGUCAGAGCUGCAGAGUCCAGUUUCAUAUGAGCUGCUGGAAGAAGCUCAAAACACUUUCAUUCUCUGAUAAGAGUGACAAGGAUUUUCUAAAAGAUUUGUGUUUUACGCCAGACUGUGGAGGUCAGGUCUGUCACAUUGUAAUAUAUGGCUUGACGGGGCUGAUAAAGUGUGAGUUUAAAACAUCUAUUCCUAAAAUCAAACCUGUUGGACGAUUGAGAAUCAAGCAGCAAUGUACAAGUAUUAAGAAGUUGAGGUCUAAAAAUGAACGAAAGCUUCAUCGGAAACAACAUCAGUUGGCGACACAUUCUGCCCGUCAAGAGAGAAAGAGCGUAACGGCUGCAGACGACCCUAAAGACCCCACGGCAGAGAGAGAGACACCCACAGACUGUAUUUAUAUGGACCGUGUUUUACAUCAAAUUCAUGAUAACAGAGGACUAUUUAAAGAAGAGUCGGUGAAUAUUUCUUGUAUUUUGGAUCAUCUGCGGCCGUGGCUGGAUUUAUUUGAGAGUAAAGGACAUGAGAGUGUGUUAAACAGCCGUAGAGAGCCUGGAGCUCUGUGGGAGCUGGUGGAUCUUCUGCUGGAGUCCAGAAACCGUGUCUGGGCUCGGGUCUUUAUCCAAACGCUCAGCUUAACGCUUCAUAUCAAACCCAGACUGCAGCUGUGGGCUCAGCAGCUGGAUAACGCUGGUCUGAAAGCUGCGCAGUCGUUCAUCAGUCGUCACAGCUCUCUUCUGGAGGAGAUGGACCUGAAGCCUCUUCUCAGCUUCACACCGCUGCAGGAGACGCUCAUCCAGACGUUCGGCAGCGUUCCACAGUUAUUCGAGCGUGAUGGUUUAACUGUACUGGAGUAUUUAAGACAGGCUCCGGCUAAAGACAUGCGUCUGUUUAUUUGGACUCUAGAGUCGAAUCGAGAGCGCUAUCACUCCUGUUCUUUCAUUCUUGAUCAAUAUUUUGAAGACGAUGCUGUUUGUUUAGUCAUUAAAAAGACGGAUGAUGAUGAGCACAUGAGCUCAGUAUUUAAGAGUAAAAACAGGCAUCGUAAGAAGAAGCAGAAGGAGUUGAAGUCUGUGUUUGUGCUGUCUGGGAUGAGAGGUGGACAUUCCAGGGAUGAGGAGGAUGAGGAAGAGGAGCUUUUCUCUGAGGAAGACUCUCUGAUGUUCCUGAAUAGCAUGGAUCCGUUCAGCGUUCCCGAACACCUGCGAGGACAGCUGGAGGAGUUUGAGGAGCAGUAUUCGGGAUCAUCACACCGGAGCCAUUACCAGAGGAUCCUGGACAAUAACCCUGACCCCACUAAAGAGAGUUUAUACGAUUAUUUUGCUCAGAUCCUGGAGGAGCACGGUCCUCUGUGUGCGUCUGACCCGCUGAUGAUGAGCGAGCUGGAGAACUUUCCUCCGGAGGCGCAGCAGAAGAUCUCCGACGCUGGAGGACUCGAGUGCUUCCUGCUGGAGUCUCUGCGCUUCGUCCUGAUGGAGGAGCUGAUCGGGCUGAUGAAGCACGCCGUGUCUCUGACAGACCCCGCUCCGUCACACCUCAACCCCUCGGCUGAAGAGUUCUGGCCACCCGCAGACCCCUCACACAUCAGCGUACUUCCUUAUGAUCAUAAAGAUGAGUUCACAUCCUCGGAUGUGUUCCUGCUCCUCCCCGACCCGUACGCCCUCGACUGUCCCGUCUCAGAUCUGCAGGAACACACACCGGCGUCUGAGCAGACACGAGACAAACACACGGCUGUGUGUGUGCGGGAUCUGGCCGAGCAUACAGACGUGUCCAUUAACACCGAGCCAUACGUGUGCUUCGAGAGGAACAGCGGCGACAUGCUCCAGACGGAGAAGCAGAGGCUGCAGCUGUUGAAGGAGAUCCAGCAGAUGAAGGAGGAUCAUGAAGCUGUGCAGCAGAGGAGAGCCCAGGAGAUCUCAGCGCUUCAGGAGGAAACACAGAACAUCACUCUGAGCAUGCAGAUCGCCAGCACCGAGCUCAGCAUGUUCCAGCAGAAACUAGAGGAGGUGGUGAGGAGAGACCAGCAGGAGAAGAAGGAGAACCAGGAGACGCUCAAGACUCUGAAGAUGGAGAUCAGAGAUCUAGCAGAUUUACACGAGAGUCACACCAGAGACAUCAGUGUGAAGAAGAAAGAGUAUCAGGCAGAACUGGAGCGAUUCCUGGAUGUGGGUAACCAGUGUGCAUCUGAGCGGUCGAGUCUAGAAGAAGAGAUCAAGCGCUUCAGAGACGCGUGUGUGAAGGCCCAGAGGAGAUCCACCAUGGCUCAGCUGUGUGUCCUGCAGAGCAGGUGUGAACACGCGCUGCGGUUGCUCAGGAUGAGCGUCUCUGAAGGGAAGAUGGUGGUCAAACACCUGACGGAGUCCUCGCUCAGUUACCGCUCCGCUGCACUGCUGUCAGCCGUAGACGAUUGGAAGAGACACGUGUGUGAUGCCGAAGACAAGCUCAGCAGGACUCAGAUGCAGUUUGAGGCUCAGAUGGAUCAGGUGAAGAGCGGCGCCAGACUGAGUUCACUGCCUGACAUCAGUGUUCCCAGCGUCCCCACAGCACCUGCUCUACCGGUCAUACUUUCUCAUCCAGUUCCUCAGCCAUCCGGCUCUCACUUCUACGGGCCGUACGGGUCACUUCCUGCCGCCCGCACCCCCACACCCACAGGACGCAGCACACCGCAGCCUGCUGACCGACUUCCUGAAGAACCUGUGAGCAAUCGGCCUUCAGCGCCGCGGCACCUCUCUGUGUACGACAGGAUCCUGGAGCGGCUCCACAUGAUGUUCCCUCAUUACACCAGGAAACUGCUGAAUAAUUUCAUCCAGGAGGUGCGUGUGUCCAGUGGAGGUGCUCUUAACACGCUGACCUAUGAUGAUGUCAUCAACCGAGUGGCUCAGCUCAUCCUGGACCAUCAGGAGAACACGCGUGAGCGCAUGAACCUCACAGGUGGAGAUGCUCCGGGUCACAUGACUCCUCCGUCUGAUGCCUCUGUCAGAGCCACCGGGACGCCACCGCCACACACACACGUGUGGAAGACCGUGUCGGAGAAACAUCGCAACACUGCGCUGGCGCUGAACAUGGAGGAUCCGUGCAUCAUCUGUCACGAGGACAUGAGUCCAGAGGAAGUGUGUGUGCUGGAGUGCCGCCACAGCUUCCACAGAGAGUGUAUAAAGUCGUGGCUGAAGGAACAGAGCACGUGUCCCACCUGUCGAGAACACGCUCUGUUACCGGAGGACUUCCCCAUGCUGCCCGGCAGACAGCGCAGGAGCCAGACGCCCGCCGCCGCCUUCAACUGACCCCUGUGUGUUCAUCUGCACACGCAUCACACACACGUCUCCUCAUCCAGCUCAUUCAUCACACACAGUUUCUUUUGGGUGUCGGAGACUCUACAGACCAAUCGGUGAUGUUUACUUUCAGAGCACAUCUGUGUUUCCAUUCCUGUCAUAAAGAUCUUGUCUUGAACUGA